Messenger RNA from Miscanthus lutarioriparius, 813 nucleotides. NCBI's taxonomy places the organism in Eukaryota, Viridiplantae, Streptophyta, Magnoliopsida, Poales, Poaceae. The record is from the annotation of a GenBank genome assembly.
AUGGAGAGCGGCUCGAAGCAGCGGAGGCGGCAGCACCACUUCGUGCUGGUGCACGGCGCCUGCCACGGCGCGUGGUGCUGGUACAAGGUGGGCACCCUCCUGUCAUCCGCGGGCCACCGCGUGACGGCGCUGGACAUGGCCGCGUGCGGCGCUAGCCCCGGGCGCGCCGAGGAGGUGCCGUCCUUCGAGGAGUACAGCCGGCCGCUCCUGGCCGCGGUGGCCGGCCUGCCACCCGAUGAGAAGGCGGUCCUCGUCGGCCACAGCUUCGGCGGGCUGAACCUCGCGCUAGCCAUGGAGCGGUACCCGGAUAGGGUCGCCGUCGCCGUCUUCGUCGCGGCCGCCAUGCCCGCCGCUGGGAAGCCGAUGGCGUUCGUCCUCGAGCAGGUUUGGCAACAAGAGCACCCAGCUGAUCGCUACAUGGACUGCAAAUUCGAAACCGGCGGCGACCCCCAGCAUCCCGUGGAAACAUUUCGUUUGGUGCCACAGUACCUGAAGCAGAGAUUGUACCAGCUCAGCCCCCCUGAGGACUUGACCCUGGCAGUGGCGAUGGUGAGGCCGUCACAGCGGUUCCAAGACGACGCGACGAUGAAGGGGGACGUCCUGACGGCGGAGCGGUAUGGCGCCGUGAGGCGGGUGUGCGUCGUCGCCGAGGACGACGCGACGGUGCCAGCAGCCUUCCAGCGGCGGAUGGCGUCGUGGAACCCCGGCACGGAGGUGAUGGGGUUGCAGGGAGCUGAUCAUAUGGCCAUGCUCUCAAAACCAAGGGAGCUGUCAGAACUUCUCAUGGAGAUUGCUGACAAGUACAUCAUAUAA